GCGGAAAGGAGGAGCCUUAUAUCGUUCAUCUCUGAUAGCAAACAUUACGCAAGCAUAAUCAGGUUAAAGUCAGCAGCAAUUUAAGCAGGUUGGCCACACAAGUUUUGAGCAAUGGCAGAUAAGGAGCUUGGCAGGGUGCGGUCAGACUUUGUGACGAGUGUGUCCAAAGCGGUUAUAAAGAUGCUGCUUGACGACCUCGUAGAAGAUGGUGUGCUGAAUGAUAUGGAGAGCGAGUCAAUACUUGAAGAGAAUGACAGCAGGGCUGAUAAGGCGCGCUGUCUCAUCGACAUUGUUAAGAAAAAAGGAGACCCAGCCAGCAGCAAGAUGAUCGUUCACCUUAAAAGUAGAGACUCUUCUCUUUACGAAAAGCUUGGUUUGUCUUGCAGUCAGCCUUCUCAGGCAGCCUCAGCUCCAGAUCCUCGGGAGCCACCAGAUUGGUCAGAUACACUGAUCCACACGACUGAGCAAUUCUGGAAGAUGAAAAUGGAUGAUAAAAGUAUUUACCAUGUGACCAAAGACGCCUUUAAAAAUCGCUUAGCUCUGCUGAUCACUAACAUGAAGUUUACUGAUGGGAAAUUCAAUAGAAAUGGAGCUGAGAAAGAUGAGGAGAACAUGAGGAAGCUGCUCUCUGCUCUGGGUUAUGAAGUGGUGAAAUACACAAAUCUCACAGGAAAGGCAAUUAAUAAGGCUCUAAUUGACUUCUCCAAACAUCCAAAACUCAAAGAUACAGACAGUGUGUUGGUGGUUAUAAUGUCUCACGGGAAGCUAGGAGCAGUCCUUGGUGUCGACUGCAAAGAACCCCUUUGUGAUAAUGAGGAACAAGAUGCGUAUGAGGUGAACAACAUUUACAAGCAGUUGAGCUCAGACAAGUGUCCUGCACUUCUGAACAAACCCAAGAUCAUCAUCAUCCAGGCCUGCAGAGGAGAGGAGAGAGGAGGUGUGCUUGUUAGUGACUGUGCAAAGCCAGAUCUGGUCUGUGAUGACGUGAAACAGCCAAGUCCAUCCCCAUGUGCUGAUGAAGAGGGCUUAGAAGACGACACUCUACGAUGUGUACACAAGGAAAAAGACUUCAUUUCUCUUCUCUCCUGCACUCCAGAUACUGUGUCAUAUAGAGACAGGAAUCAAGGGUCUAUCCUCAUACAGUACAUUGUUCAGGUUUUCAACACCUUUGCACAUCAAGACGACGUCGAGGAGCUCUUUAGAAAAGUGAUGCAACGCUUUGAAGACUUCAGUGUUCAAAACAGGAGACAGAUGCCAACAAAAGACAGAUGCACACUGACAAGACGCUUCUACUUCUUUCCAGGCCUCUGAGAUAUUUUUACAGUUAUUUAACUCAACUUUGCUGCCAUUUCAAUUGAUGUUUUUAGUGCUCAGAGUUAGGUCAUUUUAUCAUUUCCAAAGAACUACAAAGAGAUGCAAACCUAGAAGCAAAAAGAUGAUAUGAUCUCACAGUUAGACAAAAAUGGCCACAAUAAGAUGCAAAAUAGCUACAAACAGAUGGAAAAUACAAUGCUGAUAACAAUUUUAAAA
Pundamilia nyererei is the source of this 1530-nucleotide messenger RNA. Its product is annotated as caspase-1-A-like. The coding region runs from base 112 to 1311 and encodes 399 amino acids. Gene Ontology annotation, biological process: regulation of apoptotic process; regulation of inflammatory response; proteolysis. The transcript is spliced from 8 exons. The record is from RefSeq and is a predicted model, not a curated record. Gene Ontology annotation, cellular component: AIM2 inflammasome complex; NLRP3 inflammasome complex; IPAF inflammasome complex. NCBI's taxonomy places the organism in Eukaryota, Metazoa, Chordata, Actinopteri, Cichliformes, Cichlidae. Gene Ontology annotation, molecular function: cysteine-type endopeptidase activity.